UAUGUAUAUAUAUAUAUAUAUAUGUAUAUAUAAUAAUGUAAGAACUCCUUGCAGACUGUGUUAGUCAAUAAGAUGCAAAUAAAAUUUACUAGUAUAUUCUUCUUGUGUGACCUGGUACCAAAUGAUCCAUGGCCCCAUACUGGUCUCUGGACCCAGAGGUUGGGCACUAAUGGGUCUGCUGUAUUCGAGUUGACUCUCCCUACUGAUGUUGAAGACAACAGUUUGGCCAGAAAGUACUCUGUGUCCAUACUGAAAACAUUUGUCUUACCUUUGCCAUCAACUUCGCCAGGCCGUGGUUUCCUUGUGGUAUCUGCAAGAGGAAGAAAACCAAAAGAUUUUACAGAGGAAAACGACGAAAGAGGAAAAGAAAAAAUGAUAAAGAAAGAAAGAGAGAGAAAGAGAGAAGGUAGACUAUGUUCAAAAUUCUGUGAUACCUGA
Molecule: messenger RNA, 438 nt
Organism: Octopus bimaculoides (California two-spot octopus)
Lineage: Eukaryota; Metazoa; Mollusca; Cephalopoda; Octopoda; Octopodidae
Source: RefSeq, a predicted model, not a curated record